This is a messenger RNA of Rotaria sordida, 1644 nucleotides long. The record is from the annotation of a GenBank genome assembly. Lineage: Eukaryota; Metazoa; Rotifera; Eurotatoria; Philodinida; Philodinidae.
AGGGACUAUCCUAUAAUGAAUAUCCGGAUAAAAACCUUUUUUUUUUUUGACUUUCUUCCCCGUAUCCAGUUUUAACUGAUUUUCGUCCUCUUGGACAUCCAAUUUCCAAAACUUUUUAGAAAGAACCUAUUUUCUCAAAUAUACUGGUAUUUUUUGAAUGGCUGAUAUACAUUUUAUAUAGGUGAUUUAUUUGUAGGUCACAUGUAAUAGAAUUCUGAGAAGUUGACCUUUUGAAAAUGCUGCUCAAAAUGUAUUGAACUUUAAAAUGUUGUGAGAAUUGCUUAAAAGAUUAAAAAAAAAAAAGAGGUGCAGAAUCUGCUACUAAAACGAAAAACUUUCCCUAAUGUCAAAAUAAAAUAAGUCAUUUUUAAACACAUUAAAAAAAAAAGGGAGAAACAAGGUUAGAUGGAACCAUCAAGGGCGAGAUAAAAAGUUGAGAAAAAGGGUGAGAGUGAUAGGUUAGAUUGAGGGUUAGUAGGAUAGUGUAAUGGAAAUCAAUCAACAAUGAUAUUAUUCAGAUUUUUCUUUUCCUUUAUAUGAAAUUCAAAAUUUUUCUUUCUUUUUCUUUUCAAGAUUCUUCUGAAGCCAAGUGAAUAUUAUCAAGAAACAUCACAAUUAAGUGCAACAAGAUGUUUAUGUAAAUUAAUGUUAUUAUCAUUUGAAUUAUACGAAACACAUGCAAAAAUGGUAUUUGAUUUAUUAAAAAAUUCAACAUUCGAAAGUGUUCGUGUUGCUAUUAUGGUUUUAAUGAACGAUUUUUAUUUAAAAUAUCCAUUAGCAUUUGCUGCUUAUUCAAAUGAUGUUUAUGGUUGUUUACGUGAUCGAUCAGAUAAUGUUCGUUUAGCAGCAUUAAAAACAAUUUCAAAUUUAAUUCUCAAAGAAAGGGUUCAACCAACAGGUCAAAUAAGUGAAAUAGCAUUUUGUAUUAUUGAUAAACAUCCUCAAAUAGCAACAUUAGCUACAUCAUUUUUUAGUGAAUUAGCUAAACAACAAGAUGGUGAAGCAUUAUUUAAUAUUUUACCAGAUAUAUUUUCAAAUUUAGUUGGCGAUAAAUUAGAUAAGCAACGUCAAUUAAAUGAAGAAGAUUUUAAAUCUAUUAUCGACUUUUUAUUUAAAUAUGUUGGUAAAAAAAAGCAAACAGAAAGUCUAUUAGAAGAAUUAUUGAAAAGAUUUUGUAUAGCUAAUGGUAGUCCUCAUGUAUGGCGUGAUCUUGCUUAUAUGAUGUCAAAAUUAACAUUUAAUGAACAAUCAGUAAAAGGUCUACUUCAUGAUUAUAAUGAUUAUGCAAAUAAAUUAGUUGAUUAUGAUGUUUAUCAAUCAUUUUUAACGAUUCUUGAUAAUGCAAAAAAGAAUUUAGGAGAUAAACCUGAUUUAAAAGUUCUAAUUGGUGAAUUAUCGACUCGUAUCAAUAAAGAAAGAUCACCAAAUAGAAUUUUAAGUGCUGUACAACAAGCACAACAAAAAACAAAACAACAACCAAAAGCUGCUCGUGCUGGUGGAGCGAAGAAAGGUAAACAAACAACAAGUCAUAGUAAAGCAAAAGCAAAACAAUCUGAUGAUAAUGACGAUGAUGAUUUCAAAGAAAAUGAUGGCGACGAUGAUGAUUUAAAAGAAAAUGAUGGCGACGAUGAUGAUGAUGAUUAA